Lotus japonicus is the source of this 285-nucleotide messenger RNA. Its product is annotated as telomere repeat-binding factor 4-like. The record is from RefSeq and is a predicted model, not a curated record. The coding region runs from base 1 to 285 and encodes 94 amino acids. The transcript has 2 exons. NCBI's taxonomy places the organism in Eukaryota, Viridiplantae, Streptophyta, Magnoliopsida, Fabales, Fabaceae. Gene Ontology annotation, molecular function: double-stranded telomeric DNA binding.
AUGGGAAAUCAGAAACAGAAGUGGACGGCUGAGGAAGAAGACGUCCUCCACCGCGGCGUCCAGAAGUACGGCGCCGGCAAGUGGAAGAACAUCCUCAGAGAUCCCGAAUUCGCUCCUUCCCUCAUGAGCCGUUCCAACAUCGAUCUCAAGGAUAAAUGGAGGAAUUUAAAUGUUGUCACUGGACAGGGCUCCAAUAUAAAGUCUAGAACUCUCAAGCACAAACUACCAGCACCUACUGCAGUUACAACUCCCGAUCCUACUCUGCAAUUCCUCCUCAGUAUGUAG